AUGUCGAUAAUACUGGUAUCGAUGUUCCGGUUGCUGUUCCUGCUGCCUGUUCACAGUCUUGGGGGCAGUUCAAAUUAUAAUGUAACGGUUGUCGACGAUAUUUGGAACGCCUUCAGGGCUGUUACCAAUGACAGUGCUCUCCUUGACCACAUAAUACCGGAAAUGUAUGGUCCAAACAUGCAUAAUGUCAAUCCAAAGUUCGUAUUCCAAAUGCCGACCAGUGAACGCGACGGUUUUCAGACGCUGACAAUGCAGCGAUCCGAUUUUGCGAAACCAAUCUUUCCAAAUAUCACAAAGAGAUCAAAUAUUGCUGUUGACUCGGAUAUAAACAGCCUUGUGAAGUCUAGUCAGACAUUAUCGCCAUCAGGUGAAUGGCAUCAGCUCGGCCUGGAGGGCUGGGCAGGUGAGCUGAAGCCUCCAUUGGCUUGGCAGGAGCAAUCCCAUAAGGAUACAAAUCAGCAACAGCUCAGCCUGCAAUUGCCGGAAUAUCCCCGGGAUGAAAUUCUGCUGGAUUUGAAGAGCCAACAAGUUAACGGACGCGUUACGGACAUACGCGUUAUAGCCCCCAACCAGAAAGAGGCGAAUGCCGAUGAUCUCAUGAAUGGUCAGAAUGUAUAUUUAGCGCGUGCCAACGAUCCCUUUGGAUACUCCAUGAAGUGGGCCUUGAACAAUGACAGUCAGCGGGUAAAUGAACGCGGCAAACGGGAUGUGACCAGACUCUAUUCCAUGAUUAAGUGCUCCACAAGCUGCGAUCCAUUGAUCUAUAAGGGCUACGGCUGCUAUUGUGGCUUCGGGGGUCAUGGAGUGCCCACCGAUGGCAUUGAUCGCUGUUGCCGACUACACGACAAGUGUUACGAACAGAGCAACUGCAUCUCCUACCUGGAAUACUUUGUGCCGUAUGUGUGGAAGUGCUAUCGUGGUAAACCUCUCUGUGCCAUCGAUCAUGGUGAGUGGGGUGGACCAGAUUCUUGUGCGGCCCGACUAUGUCAAUGUGAUCUGCGUCUCUCCCGCUGCCUGCGCAAUUUCUAUUGCCCCAAUCGACGCGCCAUUUGCACCUCGUCCCGCUCCCGAAGAUUACAAAAUUUAAUAUUCUUCGACUGAUUUCUAACUGCUAAAGAAAUA
This is a messenger RNA of Drosophila innubila, 1122 nucleotides long. RefSeq lists its product as uncharacterized. The record is from RefSeq and is a predicted model, not a curated record. Gene Ontology annotation, biological process: phospholipid metabolic process; arachidonate secretion; lipid catabolic process. Gene Ontology annotation, molecular function: calcium ion binding; A2-type glycerophospholipase activity. Lineage: Eukaryota; Metazoa; Arthropoda; Insecta; Diptera; Drosophilidae. Bases 1 to 1101 code for a protein of 366 amino acids. The transcript is spliced from 2 exons.